This is a messenger RNA of Colias croceus (clouded yellow), 801 nucleotides long. It is a transcript of the gene Pop4, whose product is annotated as ribonuclease P protein subunit p29. The record is from RefSeq and is a predicted model, not a curated record. The coding region runs from base 151 to 777 and encodes 208 amino acids. Gene Ontology annotation, biological process: tRNA 5'-leader removal; rRNA processing. Lineage: Eukaryota; Metazoa; Arthropoda; Insecta; Lepidoptera; Pieridae. Gene Ontology annotation, cellular component: ribonuclease P complex; ribonuclease MRP complex. The transcript has a single exon. Gene Ontology annotation, molecular function: ribonuclease P RNA binding.
UUAUACAAAUAACAAUUUAUUUAUGUUUAUUCAAUGAUCAUUAUAAACAGAACAUUGUUAAAAAAAGUUGUAGUACAGACUAGAAGUGCAAAUACAUAAUAAAAGUUUCAAAUUCAAACAAGUUUGUAAAAGAACCAAAUACCACAAGAAAUGGACGAAGAGGUAAACAGCGAAGCAUUUCGCAGUGUAGUUAAUUUUUUAGAAUCAAAUGUACCACGAUCCGAUGUAGCCAAUAUUAGAAGCGAGCUAAAAAAAGAUUUUGUAUUAGGAAAAUCUAAAAGUAAAGUUCAAAAGCAGAAAGUAAAGAAACGGCGAAAUAAUCUGCUAUCACGCAAUGAAAAAAGGAAAUUGGGUUUUUAUUCUAUACCACGUAACAGUGUCAAAUAUAAGGAUGUAGAGGCAAUCAACGCAAUAUGGAUAGAUUAUAUUUCUGAUAUGCUAGAAUUGGAUAAAUCAGUUCCUGAUCCAAUGAGUAAGAGAUGGGAUAUAUUUACACAGAUUCUCUAUAAGGCAGAUUUUCACGGCAGCUUGCUAGAGGUGGUGCGUUCAAAAUGCCCUAGUUAUGUUGGUAAAAAGGGCAUAUGUAUUAUGGAUACAAAAAAUACUCUAAAAAUUGUAUCAAAAGAUGAUGUGGUGACAACCAUACCUAAAAAGGAAAGUGUGUUUGAUAUGUACAUAAGAAAUGUAAAAAUUACUCUUUUUGGUAAACAUUUAUGUAUCAGGCCAGCUGAACGAUCAAAUAAAAAAUUCAAGAAUAACUUCCAUCCAGAUUUAUAGAAUUAAAUAUGUUUAAAUUAUAAA